AACAAAAAAAAACUACAUACAUAUACUAUAAAAACAUGCCUGGGCUUACCAUCGGAGACACUCUCCCAAAUCUUCAAGUGGAAACCACCCAUGGCCCCAUCAAACUCCAUGACUAUGUCUCCAACUCCUUCACCAUCAUCUUCUCUCAUCCAGGUGACUUCACUCCGGUUUGCACGACGGAGCUCGGAGCCAUGGCGGCGUAUGCGGACAAAUUCUCCGAGCUCGGUGUGAAGCUUCUAGGGCUGUCGGCCGACGACAUGGAGUCCCACAACGCGUGGAUCAAGGACAUCGAGGCCUACUGCAACGGGUGCAAGGUGACGUACCCCAUCGCGGCCGACCCGGAGAGGAGGAUCAUCAAGGAGCUGAACAUGGUGGACCCGGACGAGAAGGACUCGGCCGGGAAGCAAGUCCCGUCGCGGGCGCUCCACAUCGUGGGACCGGACAAGAGGAUAAAGCUGAGCUUCCUGUACCCGGCGAGCACGGGGAGGAACAUGGAGGAGGUGGUGAGGGUGGUGGAGUCGCUGCAGAGGGCGGCCAAGCACAAGAUAGCGACGCCGGCGAACUGGAAGAAGGGGGAGGCGGUGGUGAUAUCGCCGAGCGUGUCGAAUGAGGAGGCCAAUAGGAUGUUCCCGCAGGGCUACAAGACCGCCGAUCUCCCUUCUAACAAGGGCUACUUGAGGUUCACCAAUGUCGACUGAUAUAUGCCCAGUUCCUUUUAUGUUGUACUACUACUAGUAUUUUCUCCUUUUCUUGAAUGUAUGUUUCUCAAUCAA
Molecule: messenger RNA, 773 nt
Organism: Salvia splendens (bonfire salvia)
Lineage: Eukaryota; Viridiplantae; Streptophyta; Magnoliopsida; Lamiales; Lamiaceae
Gene: PER1
Product: 1-cysteine peroxiredoxin 1
Exons: 2
Coding region: 36-698 (220 amino acids)
Biological process (GO): cell redox homeostasis; cellular oxidant detoxification
Cellular component (GO): mitochondrion; cytosol
Molecular function (GO): peroxiredoxin activity
Source: RefSeq, a predicted model, not a curated record